Molecule: messenger RNA, 7086 nt
Organism: Stylophora pistillata
Lineage: Eukaryota; Metazoa; Cnidaria; Anthozoa; Scleractinia; Pocilloporidae
Biological process (GO): microtubule-based movement
Molecular function (GO): lipid binding; microtubule binding; microtubule motor activity
Source: RefSeq, a predicted model, not a curated record
UAAAUAUUUUGUGACUGGUGAUCGAGAAGCACUCGAUCAUCUGGUGCUACCAAGGUUCGAUUUCAAGUUGAAUUUUGCACAAAUUUAUCACAGGAAGACGGUUUUACUAAGGAAAAGGACUUCCUGUGUUCCACUUGUGCGUGAUGUCGUUCUAAAGGUGUACGCAGCACGACAUCUACAGCCAGCGGUUAAGUGGACGGUCAGCGAAAAGGCAGCGACCUCAAGCCACGAGAAAUUAUGUUUCACAGUUGAACGAGCACUUUGGAGUGAAAAUACUGCUGUUUGGAACAGGAGAGAACCUUUCAAAGCUCAUUCAGUGACAAUGGUACCCUAUUAAUACCUGGUUUGUUUUUAUUUGUGUCAAUUUUUGGAGCUCCAGAGUAAUUGACAGAGAAAGCGAAAUUCGUGGCCGUGGACCAAAAUGGCUUCAUUGAAAGUGGCAGUCCGUGCUCGUCCGUUAAACAACAGGGAAUUAGAGCUCGGAUCUAAAUGCACAAUUCAAAUGGAGGGGCAGAAGACAACAAUAUUCAACACGAAGCUGUAUGGAGAGGUUGGAUUGGAAGGAGACAAGUCUCGAGAUAUCAAGAAGGAGUUCAUUUUUGAUUACUCCUAUUGGUCUGCUGACUCUAAAGAUCCACAUUUUGUUUCACAAGAUCAGGUUUUUAGUGACCUUGGUCUGGGAAUUUUAGAAUCAGCAUUUGAAGGUUACAAUGCUUGUUUAUUUGCUUACGGUCAGACAAGUGCUGGCAAAACUUACACCAUGAUGGGAACUAAUGAAGAAGUUGGACUCAUUCCCAGAAUCUGCAAGGGACUAUUUGAAUACAUUGGCCAAAACACAUCUCUGAAUUCAUCUUUCAGAACUGAAGUGAGCUAUCUUGAAAUUUAUAAUGAACAUGUCCGUGACCUGUUGAGGCCUCAGAAGUUAAAAAAGCUUCCUCAGCAGAAUUUAAAAGUGCGUGAACAUCCUAAAGAAGGGCCAUAUGUGGAAGAGCAACUGCUGCAACAAAGAUGAACAAUACUAGCAGUCGUUCACAUGCAAUUUUUACAGUCAAAUUUACUCAGGCUAGAUUCAUGGGAGAUUUGCCCAGUGAAACAAUAAGCAAGAUACACUUGGUAGAUCUGGCUGGCAGUGAGCGCGCUAGUUCAACAGGCAAUGCUGGUGAAAGGCUGAAAGAAGGAGCCAAUAUCAACAAAUCUCUUGUCACAUUAGGAAUUGUUAUUUCCACUCUUGCGGAAAACUCCAUCAAUACGUCUUCUUCCGGAACCAAGCGCCCUUCUUUCAGAAAGAAACUGUUCGUACCUUAUCGUGAUUCUGUCCUCACAUUUCUUCUCAAGGACAGUUUGGGAGGAAACGCUAAGACUGUCAUGGUUGCAGCAAUUUCUCCUGCUGAGUGCAACUACGGUGAAACACUUAGCACAUUGCGGUACGCACAUCGAGCAAAGAGUAUCAUCAACAUGCCCACAAUUAACGAGGAUCCAAACGUCAAACUCAUCCGGGAACUCAGAUCUGAAAUCGAGCGUCUCAAGGGGCUCAUACGAACUGGAACGGGUGAUGAGAGAAAGUCUUUAGAUGACCCCAUGAAAGUUACUCGGAAACUUCAAGAAAAUCAGGCGCGCGUCGAACAGCUGACGAAAGACUGGACCGAGAAAUGGAAAGAGGCCAAAUCAAUCAUGCAGGAGAGCGAGUUGCAGCUCCGGCGACACGGAUCAUGCGUGGUUCUUGUUGAUCUUGAGCUCCCUCAUUUGGUUCGAUUGGAGGAGGAUCCACUGAGAACAGAGAUAAUGCUGUAUCGUGUUAUGCAUGGAAAGACACAUAUUGGCCGAGAAGAUGCACCAAACCCACAAGAUAUAGUUCUUGAAGGCGAAGAUAUCAACCAAGAACACUGUGUUUUGGAUUUUGUGAAAGGGCGAGUCACGUUUGAGCCGAUCUCUUCACUUUGUUGGGUAAACGGAGUGGCUGUGUCUCAGCCGACAAGAUUAAAUCAGGGUGAUGUUAUUGUUCUUGGCAAGAGCGAUGUGUUCAAAUUCAACUUUCCAACCGAAGCGGCAAAACUGAGGGAAAAACGGCGCUCUGCUUUGUACACCGCGGAAUCGACCGAGUCUUUGACUAAUUUGCAUAUCUCACCUGUCCGUGGUAGUCAUGGAGACCUGAGUAUGAGAUCCGAUUCCUCUUCACCGAUGACUUUGGACUCUGGUGUGGAAGUCGAUCUUCAAGGGCCAGAUUCUUUAGAGGAAAUCAAAAAUCAAGUUACGGAUUUAAUCGCCAGACAUAAAGAAGCAGAAGUCAGAAGGCUGGAGAUAGAAAAAACCUUCCAGACUGAAAUCGAUAACAAGCAGAAAGAGAUUGACAGCCAAAAAGAGCAUAUUCAGGCAUUGCGCGAGCUGCACGAGGGGAAGUCUCAAGAAGCGCGCGAGGAUCUGGAACAAGUUCGACUUAACAUGGACAAGAAACACGAGGAUUCGAGAAAAGAGAUUGAGAAGCAGUUGGAGGAUUUGUUUGAAAUGAAACUUAAACAGUGUAGAGAAGCUGAAGAGGCAGCGGAAGAAAUAGCAAAGGAGAGGGAAGAAGUGGCUCGUUUUAUGGAGGGCGAAUGGCAGAAGGUUGUUCAAUAUGAAAUGAAAUUGGCCGACAUUGAGUUGCACCGGCGUAAAAUUAUUGCCCAAGCGGAGUCCGAACGAGCCCGUCAAGAAGAACUUCACUCCUUGGAGAUGGAAACUGACUUGAAAGGAUUGGAAGAAAAGCAUAUCGAGUUGUUAGAGUUACAAGAGAAACUUGAAACAGACAAAGCUCAGGUGGAGGAUCAAUUAAAUCGGGAUAAACUGACUUUAGACUCGACUCUAACUGAAAAUUUAGCCGAGCUUGACGAGUUAGAGCAAAAAAUUCAGUUAAUAGCGGAAAAACACGAUCAGUAUUUGACUUACCCAAGCUCUGUAGGUGAUUCAGCGCGCUCGGAGGAAAACUUUGACGAAAGAACAGUUACAAAGGUUGACUACCGUGACAAGACACGGAGCAUUUCAGACACUGGUUUGACAUCUAAAACUGUUGCUUUGGAUCUGCGGCAGCGCAGACGAGCCAGUUGGAAUUUUCGAUCGAGUAAAUUGUCUGUCUCAGAAGGAGCUAACGAUGAUGCAGAAACACAACAACUGCAAAAAUUGUUUGAGCUUAAAAACGAAAAAGAGGAGAUUAUCGAGAAGACACGUGGCGAAUUAACGCGUGAGAUUACAAAAGUCGAGUUGUACGGACGGCAAAUUUUGGAAAACGAAGCUAAGAUAACUGAACUUGAAGACGUGUACAAAAUAUCUCGGCAACAGCACGCUGAGAAAAUUCGUAUGUGUUUGGAAAACUUAAAAGUAAAAGAAGAACGAGACAUUGCUUUGGUAGACCAAGAUCGUGAACGUUAUGUGGAACUUUUGUGGAAGGAGUAUGGUGAGAUUGAAAGUUUGAUCACAGAGACAUUUGAAUCUUUGAAUUCCAGUGAUGCGCCACGAGGCGGUACAACCAGUGAUGCCAGAGCAAAUGAUGAAAAGAAACUCGAGGUUCUAAAUUUAGUGAAAGGGAGAUUAAGGCAAAUUGGUAGCGACGAAGAUGACCUAUUCCUUGAAUACGUCGCUAAAAGAGCUCACUUUGAGAAAGACGAAGACAGAGUACACGAGCAGCAAAAAAGAAUUUCAGAGCAGGUGAUGGACGGUAUUAAAGAAAAAGAGGUCGCGUUGCUGAAACUGUCCGGCCAGAAGGAACGGUUUCACGUGGAAAGAGCCCGAGAAAGGCGUUUGAUUACCUCGCGCAUAGGAAGACUGUCUCGUGUCAAAUCAUCUGGUGAUCUGCACAAUGAGGAAGCGCUGGAAUUCUUUAAAGAGGAAGCGAGAAAACUUCGAGAGACGUUCGAGAAAGUGGAAGAAAGUGAGAUGAGGCUUCAAAAUGAGCGGCGGGAGAGAGAAAUUAUUCAUCUGCAGCUGGAAGAAGCGCGAGCCAAACUGCGAAGCAGUGAGGAGGACAGAGAGGAAUGCGAGGAGAGACUGAGGGAUCUGAAAGAACAAAAACAUCAAAAAGAGAAAGAAAUAUCUGAUUUGAAGAGACAAAUGGAGGAAGAGAAACAAAGCUAUUUGGAUAAUCUUAAAACUGAAGACUAUGAAGUGAUAGAGAAACCUCUCGUAAAUCGGCUUCACGUUAAAUUUCGUGUCAUUGGUAACCAGGCUGCGGCAGAGGUCUUAAAAGAGGCCCUACUUGCCUCAGGUAUACCAGAGAUGCUUAGAACGGCACCGUCAUCUUUUAGGUCUCCGCAGCGUCCAACGGCCGACUCUUCUCACGGUGGAUGGACGUUUUACAGUACUCAGAAAGACGUCACCAUCGUACGGAAAAGGGAAGAGUAUAGUGGCGGUCUACUACACUGUUUUAUGGGGCGAGGAGUCAUCUCAGCGCCACCGCAGACCGUGUGGGAGGCAGUCAAGAACCCGUUGUCCAGAUAUAUUUACGACAACAUGCUUAAGAAAAUAAAUAUUGUAGAACAUGUAGAAGAAGGACUGAAAAUUGUGUAUAUGCUUCAUGAGACGUCUCAGUGCUUUAUGACGCAUUCACGUGACUUCUGUUACCUCUCCAAAGAACGCGUGGAAGGUGACAAGUACGUGCUUGCAUCUCAGUCGAUUGAACAUCCAAAGUGUCCUCUGUCACCUUCAAUUAUUCGGGGACAGAUCAUGUCGAGUGGAUGGAUUGUGGAACCGUUAGGUGCUGAAGGACAGGAAAUUUCUCUUGUGUGGUACAUUACAAAGGUUCAUCUUGGUUCUUCUACGUUACCCUGGCGACUGAUUGACCUGCUAUCCAAACGGCAGCCCCUCAGCAUUGCGUUCUUACGGAGCUACUUAACACCUCCUUGAGUAUACCGAGCACUACAAGUAGCCCCUAAUAAUAGCGGACGGCACCUUUAGAAUAAAACAUGACUGCUAGAGUCGACACAAGGAACCCUUUGGUGUAUUCAAAGAGAUGACUAUAUGCAUUUCAGAAAAAGAAAAUGAACCCUUCGGGUAGCCUAAGCUUAUUUAUCUCAGUUUAGACAAGUUAGUGUGGUUAUCCGCUUUGAGGAGAUCACAGAACACGUCUUAUUUUAGACAGCAGAGGGAAGGUGUAAUUUGAUAGAUGUCUUUAAAUUUAUUGAAGAAAGCGUUUGAAGCAUUAGGGCUUGAACGUUGAGAGCAGUCUUCAAUUGAGUGUCGAAACACCAAAUCAAGGUAAUCACUACGACCAAUCAGAACAGAGGUUUACAUUGUCAUUAACCAAUAAGAACUCGGGGUGAAACAAGCAAACUGCUUGAAGCGCGGGAAAACACAGAUGACCAACGCGCAAUUGUUUUAUGUUUUGCAUCUGAUUGGUUGCAGGGCUGUGGUCUAGCAGCGCCCGGUGGCCCCUGGCGCCUUACUUUCGCGCUUGGGCGACUUGGGAAUUUUAGUGGCUUUAUAUAAAAACAUAGGGUGGGCACCCUGUGUUUCAAAGUUUCAGAGCACUGGGCUCCUUUCACUUUUUCUUAGAGCAAGGCCUUGGGUUGAGAGGAUGGCGCUAUGUUUCUUGAUCAAUCACGUGAGCAAAGUUGAGUAAAACCAAAACAAUCCCAGAUUUCUUUCGACACUAAACUGAAAAUUGUUCUAUUAUCAAAUAUUGGAUCGAAUUCAAAUAAGGGUGUCAAACAUUCAGAUAUCUAGUCCAAAUUGGAGUAUUUUCUUGUUUACUUGAGUGUUUCGAUUUAAUGGAGGAGUAAUUUAGUAAAGGAUAAAUUAAAUCAGAUUUGUAUUUAAUAGGACAAAUUAAUAUUUUGGGGAAGUAAGACAUAUUUAGACAUAGUUAGCGAAAAAGAUUGUAAAUUUACAUAGGAUAAUCGUGUUCCAGUGAUUUUUAUGUAGUUUUGUUGGUUUUCUUUGCUUUACAGCUAAUCUCAAUACGCCGGGCAUUUAGAGGGCUCAAUUAAGUUGUUUUCGAACGGGCAAAGUCGUAAUGUAAUUGUAUUUCCGUGCCAAGAUAACAGUGUAGCGAUGAAAACAAAUCGCACCAAAAAAAAAAAAAAAUGCAAAUCGCUUAUGAUGUCGGCGAUCUUGAUUGAUUGAGUGGCUCAAAAGUCAACAAGGAGAAUUACAAACCUUGGUGUUUACACCAUAUUUACUUGCAUAGUUGAUGUAUUCACAACUUUGUUUAUUGUUAACGCGAACGGCAAACUGCUUUACCUCAGAUUUCGCUUCCUUGUCUCCAACUUGCUAAAAAUAUUUGACAGAAAAGUUAAAAGCAUUUUUCAGAAAAAAAUGCGAAAAUUUAAAUUUUUCAUAACUCUGAUCAAACACAGACUCGAGUGCCAAAAGCGAUAAACUUCUACAUCUGGACAAUUUGAUUUUUUAUUUUUUUAAAUUAAUUGUUAUGAAAGCUUUUAAGAGUCAAGCAAAGUAUAUUUCUGAAACCAGAGCCUGCAGGGUACCUGGUGACUCUUCGAUAUCAGGACUCAGCUUUCAACUUUAUAUUCAAACGGGGAAAGGCUGACAAAAGAACUAAAAUUGUUAUGGUUCACUGUUUUCCGUUCGUUUUAACGUGGGAAAUGUUUUUUGCUCCUUUUGUUAUUCAAUCUAUACAGGGUAUGCUGUGAGCACAAUGAAGUGUCCUUGGCACAGAAAUGUUCCCCCGAAGAAUAAUCCACUAAUUAGAAAUUGGAGUGAAAUCGUUUAUAUCUCUUCAAAUUUCACUGCAUCCAUUAUGCACUUUCAUCUGUCUUCUUUUAAUUUGUCGCAAUUUUAAUUCUGCACAGGUGUUGAGCAAAUUUUGUCAGCUUCUCGAGGUUUUCAAAUUGAGAAGACGUGCUAAAACAGUUCUUCAAAUUAGUUUCUUAGGUUUUGUUAAACUUGUAAAGUGUAACAUGUAACAGAGUGUAACCGGCAAUCGCCAGUUUUGAUAGAACGGGGUUCUUGUUAAUAACGCAAGGAGUGCAAAAAAUAGUUUGAUGCUAAUCAACCUUAUUUAUGCUAGAGUUUGCAGGAAAUUAUAAUACUUUUGAACAAGUGAGAAGCUUUUUUAAGCCACCCGCGGUGCUGAAUAAAGUUAAUUUGAAUGAGAAUCUA